Molecule: messenger RNA, 2000 nt
Organism: Malania oleifera
Lineage: Eukaryota; Viridiplantae; Streptophyta; Magnoliopsida; Santalales; Ximeniaceae
Product: heterodimeric geranylgeranyl pyrophosphate synthase small subunit, chloroplastic
Exons: 2
Coding region: 843-1847 (334 amino acids)
Biological process (GO): isoprenoid biosynthetic process
Molecular function (GO): prenyltransferase activity
Source: RefSeq, a predicted model, not a curated record
UCUCAGUAAGUAAAAUAAUAUAUUCACGUUUUUUCUAAAUAAAAAAAAACAUGCCCUAUCUUCAGCCCUUAAAUAGCCUCGCCUUCGCCUUCGCCCGAACGGUCACCUGCCACCUCGAACGGUAACCUGCCACCUCGAACGAUCCUCUCUGCAAGCUCAGUUCGAACGGUCCUCUGCAACUCCUCUGCGAUAUUAUCUUCUGAGAGAGCUCAGGAAGGAUUUGAGUAGACGAAGCAAAUCUUGCAGGACUAUCCUGCGAGAUUUACCACGUGUCACAACGCGGAUGGAUUUCAGGUGCAAAUCUCACAGCUUGGUCCUGCGAGAUUUCCGUCACGCGUCACGUUCCAGUUCGAUUCCCUCAUUAAAUCUCGCAGCUCGAAGCUGCGAGAUUUGGUCUAGAAUUGCCACACGUCACCUGCCCGCUGUUUCUCUCGUUGUCACGCGUCGAAGUCAGAGCGGCCCAUGAAUUUAAAUCUCGUAGCAUGAAGCUGCGAGAUUACGUGAGAAGCUGUGAGAUUUGGUCCAGAGUUGUCACGCGUCACCUGCCCGCUGUUUCUCUCGUUGCCACGCGUCGAAGUUAGAGCGGCCCAUUAAUUUAAAUCUUGCAGCAUGAAGAAAUUACGUGAGCAUUAUUUUGGGAAAAAUUUUCCCAAUCAGAGUGUUAUUUUAUAUUUUAUUUCUUUUUAAUUAUAGAAGGGUAAAAAACUAAAACAAAAACCCCAAACAGAACCUAUGAUUUGUAAUUCCACCACUAUACUACGCCCAAAAAUAAAUAAACAUAUAAAUAAAGCUUCCCAUUUCCCCAUCAUGGCAGUCUGGCAGACUAAAUCGCACUGGGAAAAAUGGCUUUCUCCGCAGCGAUUACACCCCUGCCCCACAUCUAUCUUCCGGCCAGACGCCGGCCGACCACCCGACCAACAAUUCGAUGCUCUUCUUCUUCUUCGAUUUCGAUGAAGACCCAGUUCGAUCUGCGAACCUACUGGAUGACCCUGAUCGCGGAGAUAAACCAGAAGCUGGAAGAAGCCAUUCCCGUGAAAUACCCAGACCAGAUCUACGAGGCCAUGCGCUACUCCGUCCUCGCCAACGGCGCCAAGCGCGCUCCCCCCGUCAUGUGCGUCGCCGCCUGCGAGCUCUUCGGCGGCUCUCGCCUCGCCGCCUUCCCCACCGCCUGUGCCCUCGAAAUGGUCCACGCCGCUUCGCUAAUCCACGACGACCUGCCGUGCAUGGACGACGCGCCGUCGCGGCGGGGGAAGCCCUCGAACCACGCCGUCCACGGCGUCGACAUGGCGAUUCUCGCCGGCGACGCCCUCUUCCCACUAGGGUUCCGCCACAUCGUUUCGCGGACGCCACCGCAUCUGGUGCCCGAGCCCCGGCUCCUCCGCGUCAUCGCCGAGAUCGCCCGCGCCGUAGGAUCUACCGGCAUGGCAGCCGGUCAGUUCCUUGACAUCGAGGGGCCGCCGGACGCUGUCGAGUUUGUCCAGGAGAAGAAGUUCGGGGAGAUGAGCGAGUGCUCCGCCGUGUGCGGCGGGCUCCUGGCCGGCGCCGACGACAAGGAGAUCGGGCGGCUGAGGAGGUACGGCCGCGCCGUCGGCGUCUUGUACCAGGUAGUCGACGACGUACUGCGGGAGAAGACGCAGGAUCAAAAAGGCGAGGAGGAGGAGAAGAAAGGGAAGAGCUACGCUGGGGUUUACGGCGUAGAGAAGGCCAUGGAGGUGGCGGAGGAUCUGAGGGCUCAGGCGAAGCGAGAGCUGGACGGGUUCCAGAUGUACGGUGAUCGAGUGGUUCCUCUCUACAGCUUCGUUGACUACGCAGCUGAUAGGGGUUUUAGUUUCAGUGGGUCCACUUGAUGAUGUUUAGUUCUUGGCCGUUGAUUUGGUUCCAGUGUCAUGCAUAAAUGAAAUUUUUGAGAAAAUGUAAUGAGUAAUUUUAUUUUGGGCAAAAGUUACUGAGAAACAAACAGAAAAUAGUAACAAUAUUAAUAAGAGUCAUAUUUGCUCUCA